This is a messenger RNA of Austrofundulus limnaeus, 1454 nucleotides long. It is a transcript of the gene mul2, whose product is annotated as mitochondrial E3 ubiquitin protein ligase 2. The transcript is spliced from 6 exons. Lineage: Eukaryota; Metazoa; Chordata; Actinopteri; Cyprinodontiformes; Rivulidae. Gene Ontology annotation, molecular function: ubiquitin-protein transferase activity. Gene Ontology annotation, biological process: organelle organization; protein ubiquitination. The record is from RefSeq and is a predicted model, not a curated record. Bases 100 to 1167 code for a protein of 355 amino acids.
AGACAAACGUGGAAGCUUUAGAAGAGCGUAAUGGGCAUGCGCGGCGUCACGUGACACAAGCAAACCUUAGCUUGAGGUGUCCUGUCUGUUUCAGAGGGUAUGGAUGGAGUUCCUGUGACCUUAACAGGGGCCGUUUGUUUUGGUGCCAGCCUUGCCUUAUCGAGCUUGUUCUACUAUUGGUAUAAGAAGAGCCAGACAACUGUCAACAAACUUCAAAGUGCUCCACGUUUCACUGUCGAUAAAAAACUGACAGAGCUUCUGAGUGUUACACCAGGGUCGUGUCUACAGUAUGUUGUCAUUGAAGGUACUGUGAUGAGUGAACAAGAACGUUUGGCGAGUCAGUUUCACAAAGAAAUCUUUGGCGUGUUGCAAAAGUUCACAUUAAAAGAGCACAGGCUGGUGUGGAGCGGUGUUUCGCGUACAUGGCUGGAUGCAGAGCAAACCUUGCACCAAAGGGUGAACAUGAUGCCCUUUAUAUUGGUUGGAUUAGACAAGACUUCAGUCAAAGUUCUGAACCCUCUGGAAGCAGCUGGAACGUACACAGAGGUCAUCUAUGAGAAAUUUACCCCUGCCAGUUACGGUUUCGGAGACCUUAUUGGACAGUUUGUCAGCGGGGUAAAAACUAAAGGUCACCUGGAGAUCGAGGAAAUGCUCAAAGUGGGCACGACUCUUACUGGUGUUGGCGAGUUGAGAUUAGAUGCAGACGGCUCUUUGAGUCUCCGACCCCCCUCUGAUGGUCCCCAGUACUUCCUGAGCCUGACAGACUUCGACACCCUGUGCAAGCAGAAUCACAGCAUAGCUGUUUGGUGGAAGACGCUGGCUAUUGCCUCCGCUUUGGUGGGAGCAGCCAUCCUCCUCUGGGCCGGUCUGCGCUACUACCGUUCCCUGGACCRCCGCCGGCAGCAGGAGCAAGAAGCAGAGGAGUUCGGAAGAUUACGAUCUGAACUCGCAAGACGACGCGCUAACGAAGCGAGAGCUGACGGCUCCGCAGCUGGAGAGAACCCAGAGAAUGUCUGUGUGGUUUGUCUCGACCAGCCGCGAGACAUCGUCCUSUUGAACUGUGGACACAUAUGCUGCUGUCACACCUGCUUCCUGGCUCUGCCGCAGCGAAAAUGUCCCAUCUGUAGACAGAUGAUUGUCAGAGUGUUGCCUGUUUAUCAUCUAUGAGGCAUCUGUGUGACUGCAGUGGACUCAGACGCCACACAAACUGUGCCUCCUUGCUUUAUAGGGUUUAAAGUUGCCACCCUUUGAAUUUAUAACCUCAGUAAAAKAUAUUGGCACCAACAGUUCUUGCUCAUCCAUUCUAGAAAUUGAUAUAAGGGUUAAUUAAUGAUGAAAUGAGAUAUAAUAAAAGUAGGUUUUAUUUUAAAGAAAGUGGCUGCUAAUUUGUCAGUGACAAAACUGUACUGUAUGUGUUUUUUAUAAAUAAAUAAAAACUCGUUGACAGCACCCAA